Molecule: messenger RNA, 1674 nt
Organism: Coniophora puteana RWD-64-598 SS2
Lineage: Eukaryota; Fungi; Basidiomycota; Agaricomycetes; Boletales; Coniophoraceae
Product: alpha beta-hydrolase
Exons: 13
Coding region: 1-1674 (557 amino acids)
Source: RefSeq, a predicted model, not a curated record
AUGAUCCUCCAUCUUGCACUCAGCGUCUUGUCAAUCGUGAUUGGUGCCUCUCUGGUUGCUGCAACGCCUACCCCCGUCGUUGUAAACCGGGCAAGCCCAACAGUCCAGCUCGAUAAUGCGACUGUGACAGGUGUCGCUGGGCAAACCACGAACUCGUGGCUUGGAAUCCCUUUCGCCCAACCUCCUGUUGGCUCACUGCGCUUCCAGCUCCCGCAGCCCCUCCCAAGUUACAAUGCAAGCUUCUCAGCGACCGCUUACGGCCCUUCAUGCCCGCAGCAGGCCAUCUCGGUCCCUCUCCCGUCUGUGUUGCCAGCGGAGGCGGUCUCAGUUAUUGAUAACUUGACCAAUUGGAUUUCCGGGUUGACCACACCUAGCUCGGAGGAUUGCUUGACCAUCAACAUCUGCGCACCGGCCCAUGCAACGCCAGACUCGAAGCUACCCGUCCUUGCGUGGAUCUACGGAGGUGGCUUCGAGAUCGGCAGUUCGGACACAUACUCCGGAACGACGAUUGUGGACAGGGCAGUUGAGCUGGACGUGCCUGCUAUCUACGUCAGCAUGAAUUAUCGCGUCACGGCAUUCGGCUUCCUGGCAAGUAAAGAGGUUCAGGAUGCCGGUGUUGGAAAUCUUGGACUGCAGGAUCAGCGCCUGGCGCUGAAAUGGAUCCAGCAAUACAUCAGCAACUUCGGCGGGGACCCGACCAAGGUAACAAUCUGGGGGGAAUCCGCGGGUGCCAUCUCUGUCUCCCUCCAGAUGCUCACGAAUGGCGGAAACACCGAGGGCCUCUUCCGCGCAGCGUUUAUGCAAUCCGGCUCGCCGAUCCCCGUUGGUGACAUCACGCACGGACAGCCAUACUACGACUUCUUGGUGAAUGAGACAGGGUGCGCCAGCUCGGACGACACGCUCGAGUGCUUGCGAGGCGUAGAGUAUGAGACGCUGAUGGAUGCAAUCAAUCAAACGCCGAAUAUUUUCGACUAUCAGUCGCUGAUAUUGGCGUGGCUUCCACGGGCGGAUGGGGUGUUCCUCACUGACGACCCGCAGCAGCUCGUGCUGCAAGGGUCCGUUGCAGAUAUACCAUUCGUCACUGGCGACUGUGAUGACGAGGGCACAUUGUUUUCUCUCUCUACUUUAAACAUUACAAACAGCGACGACUCUGGCCUAUAUUCCUGGCUCAAGACGUACUGGUUGCCCAACGCCACCGAGUCACAGAUCGAAGCGGCUAUGGCGCUCUAUCCGCCUGAUCCCGCUGACGGCUCGCCAUUCAACACCUCAGACCUGUACGCGCUUACCCCGGAAUAUAAGCGCAUCGCCGCAUUCCAGGGCGACGCAAUUUUCCAGGGUCCGCGUCGGUUCUUCUUGGAGCACCAGUCGAGCAAGCAGUCUACGUGGGCGUUCCUGAGCAAGCGGUUCAAGUCGGUUCCUGUGCUUGGAUCUUUCCACGGCACGGACACUGUCAACGUCUACAAUGGCGGUGACAUGGCAGACUACCUCGUCCGCUUCGCGACGAACCUCGACCCGAAUGGUGACACGGGCAUCGAGUGGCCGCAGUACACGGUUAACUCGCCCAACUUGCUCACGUUCCUUGAUGGGCUCGUACCGCUGGAGAUUACGCAGGACACUUACCGUGUUGAGGCAAUGGAGGGUAUUACGAAUUUGACGCUGGAGUAUCCGAUUUGA